GUAUUUUCAUUGCCAAACAAAAAGAAAAUUGAGAGAAAAAAAGGCGAAAAAUGGGAAGAGUGGGAAUAGUGAAUGAAAAAUAUUUGCGAGUGAUCGAGGCAGCUCGUAGAGACCUGCGUGCUCUUAUCCAAAGCAAUAAUAAUCAGGCUGCUCCUAUCCUCCUCCGCCUUUCAUUCCAUGAUGCAGGAAACUAUGAUGCAAGAGCAAGGAAAGGAGGUGCAAAUGGUUCAGUUAGGUUCACACAAGAGUUGAACCGCCCUCCCAACAAGGGCAUGGAAAACGCUAUUAGACUUUGUGAAUCAAUCAAGAGAAAACACCCUGACAUUACAUAUGCUGACCUUUAUCAGCUUGCCGGUAUUGUUGCGGUUGAAGUAACUGGGGGUCCCACUAUUGAAUUUGUUUCAGGUCGCCCAGAUAGCGAUUUUGCCGAUGAUGAUGGACUUCCAAACCCUAAUGGAGGAGCAAAUGAUCUGAGAAAUAUAUUUUAUCGAAUGGGGUUGAAUGAUAAGGAUAUUGUGGUUCUUUCAGGAGCCCAUGCUCUGGGUGGAGCUCAUAAGGACAGAACACCAGGCUUUGAUGGAAAUUUCACCCGCAAUCCUCUCAAGUUUGAUAACUCCUAUUUUGUUGAGCUGUUAAGAGGUGAUACACCAGGAUUGGUGAAAUUUCCGACUGAUAAGGCUCUCCUAAAUGAUCCAGCCUUUCGUCCAUUCGUUGAGCUCUAUGCUAGAGAUGAAAGGGCAUUUUUCAGAGAUUAUGCAGAAUCACAUAAGAAGCUGUCGGAGUUAGGGUUUAACUAUCAAGAAUCCAACUUGGUUAAAGAUGAGAGCUCUGAGGAGGAGGAAGAGGUUGAAUGUAAUCAAUCAUAUGGAGUUGAAGAGGAAUGUUGCCCAGGACAAUAUGGAUAUGCUCGUCCUAGCUACCAUGGCGGCUGUCCUGCUUAUUAUAAUUACAACUAAUAUUAUAUAAUUGUAAUGUUGAAUUAAGCUACUGUCUGUAAUAGAACUUAUAUAUGACUUGCCUUCCUAACUACUCAACUACAUGCAAUAAAGGAAGCACAAAAAAAAAAUAUAUAUUGUAUAUCAGUACUGUUUAUCUAAUUUCUUAAUAACAACACUACAUUAUAUUGUAGACAUAUUAAA
Molecule: messenger RNA, 1139 nt
Organism: Amaranthus tricolor (Joseph's coat)
Lineage: Eukaryota; Viridiplantae; Streptophyta; Magnoliopsida; Caryophyllales; Amaranthaceae
Product: L-ascorbate peroxidase 5, peroxisomal-like
Exons: 9
Coding region: 51-956 (301 amino acids)
Biological process (GO): hydrogen peroxide catabolic process; cellular response to oxidative stress; response to reactive oxygen species
Molecular function (GO): heme binding; peroxidase activity
Source: RefSeq, a predicted model, not a curated record